This is a messenger RNA of Symbiodinium natans, 900 nucleotides long. The record is from the annotation of a GenBank genome assembly. NCBI's taxonomy places the organism in Eukaryota, Dinophyceae, Suessiales, Symbiodiniaceae.
AUGCCACCCAACAAAUACCAUUCUCCAACCAAUGAAGAGGACACAGUUGCUCUCGUGUCGCACUCGAGGAAGCAUGGUGUGAACCUGCAAGCGGUGAAGGAGGUGACCAGUGGUUCUGUUUCGACCCGCGAAGUACAUCUCCUCACUGCCAAUGUCACCUCAUGGAGACGAGAAGUGGCUACUUGGUUGUUUGAACAGGCAGCCAAGACAGGCUACCAGCUAUUUGCCGGGCAAGGUCAAGGGACUGGUGCUUUGGAGGAUUUGGCAUCCUGGUCAAAAGUCAUCUUGCGGCAGGGCAACAGGGUGACCACUGCACUGGGAGAUGUCGAGAUCAUAGCCGCGGACAAUUCCACUGGCAGGGCGGCCCUCCGAUUGCUCCAACAGGAAGGAGACGGGGAAGGCACAGCCCCGAACCCGGCGGCUGAUGCGGCCCCGGUCCCUCCUAGCACAACGGGGCCGUCCAUCUCCUCCCUGGCGCCAGGUGCAACCACGCCCGAUGAGGAACCCACAGCGACGCUCACGCCGGAGCAGAUCCAGCGUAUUCAUACCAACAGGGCGGCUGCUCUUGCCACUCGUGCGGAGCGCCAAUCCCAACGGAUGUUGUCCAUGACAAGCCCGGGAGUGGUCCUAUCCAAGACAAGCCCUCCCGUGGCCCUGGGCAACCUCUUCCUCGCGCCUGAGACUGAUGUGCACAAGGAGUGCAUCUGUUGCAGGCAACGGCUACUACCCCUGGAACAAAUGGUCCGUUUGGUGUGUCUCCACGAGGUGCAUGCUCAGUGUUUCUACACAUGGCAGGAGGCAGAAGAAUCCCGCGAAACAGGACGUGUUCGGUGCCCAGAAUGCAACAUAGUGCUCCACCAUACCGGUGCAGGGAGUGAAGACACGCCAGUGAGCCGCUAG